Messenger RNA from Musa acuminata AAA Group (dessert banana), 770 nucleotides. RefSeq lists its product as uncharacterized. The transcript has 7 exons. Lineage: Eukaryota; Viridiplantae; Streptophyta; Magnoliopsida; Zingiberales; Musaceae. The coding region runs from base 140 to 715 and encodes 191 amino acids. The record is from RefSeq and is a predicted model, not a curated record.
UUUCUCGUCUCGGCUCGUCUCUCCUCCGUAUGGUCGUACGAUCGAGGGAAGGGACCUCAGUCCAGUGACAGAUGACUCGUGGAAAGGAUUCUAUGAGCAACAAUUUGGAGUGGAGAGUGCAAAUACUGUGAUCAACAGGAUGAAACAGAAGAAAGUAGUAUUUAAGUGGAGACUGCUCUAUGAGGCAAAGCAAAAGGAAAGGGAAGAAGCUAAAAAUAGAAUGGCCAAGAAACAUAAACAGAAUUAUGCAGAGAGUCAAGCUAAGAAACAAAGUCGGAAAAUCCAAAUUUGUUCUAAAAUUCCACCCUCAAAAAAUAAGAGAGGCCACCGGCGAGGAAUUGGACCGAGUAAUAGCUUGUCCAAUGUGAAAAGUAACCUGAUGAAGGCGGCAAAAUUGGAGUACUGUAAUAGCCAUGAAGCAAAAGUACAUGCUCUGAUGAGAAGAAAUGCUCUGCGAGGAAACAGCUUGUCACAUCAAAGCAUCCCUCGUUCUGCAAAACAGAACAAUAUCCUUCGAAGCAAUCCGGAUUCAAGUUCCAGAAAUGGAAAACCAGUGGGAAGAAAACAAUUGCUUUACCUCAUCUUUUCAGGGUUUCUCAUGAGAAGGAAAACUUUGGUACCUAUUGAGUUCCUACAAUUUAUGGUACUCUGUCACCAAGGUGCCUCGUUGGCAUUAGUCUCUUAUCAUCCUCCUGUGAGUUUCGUAUCUCUAUAGAAAGAUCUGUGUUGACUAUAAAUAUUUGUUUUUAUAGCAUUAGAUUUGAGUUUUA